Molecule: messenger RNA, 3640 nt
Organism: Phycodurus eques (leafy seadragon)
Lineage: Eukaryota; Metazoa; Chordata; Actinopteri; Syngnathiformes; Syngnathidae
Gene: yap1
Product: Yes1 associated transcriptional regulator
Exons: 8
Coding region: 345-1646 (433 amino acids)
Biological process (GO): hippo signaling; positive regulation of transcription by RNA polymerase II
Cellular component (GO): cytoplasm; nucleus
Molecular function (GO): transcription corepressor activity; transcription coactivator activity; protein binding
Source: RefSeq, a predicted model, not a curated record
GGUGGUGGUUGGAAGUGUUUUGGGAUCGGGAUAGGACAGUAGGAGUUCCAGAUAUGCGCUUUGUUGCCUUCUGGAGAAUGCCCGCAAGAAACAACCGCAAAACGUCGACUUCGUGUGCACACUUGGACAGCUAGCAAACAACUUUUUCGUUGGGGGAAAAAGUUUAGGAUGAGCCGGGACAACUUUUACUGAGCGGCGUCGACAUUUUUUUUUUUUUUUUUUUUUGCACAUUUCCUGCUGCGUGAAACUCUACGGAAAACAAGCUCGGGAUUUGAUUCGAUAUUUCGAGGGCUUGUGUUUUCCCUCAACUUUUGCAAGAGUUGGCGGCAGACGUUUUCGGGACAAUGGAUCCGAGCCAGCACAACCCUCCGGCCGGGCACCAGAUCGUCCACGUCCGGGGCGACUCGGAGACCGACCUGGAGGCCCUCUUCAACGCCGUGAUGAACCCCAAAAACACCAUCGUGCCCCCCUCGGUGCCCAUGAGGAUGAGGAAGCUGCCCGACUCCUUCUUCAAGCCGCCCGAGCCCAAGUCCCACUCCAGACAAGCAAGCACAGACGCGGGCACCGGCGGCGCGCUCACACCGCACCACGUGCGCGCACACUCGUCGCCCGCUUCCCUGCAGAUGGGCGCCGUCUCCGGGGGCUCCCUGUCCGGCAUGCCGCCGGCGGGCGCCUCCCCCCAGCACCUGCGGCAGUCCUCGUACGAGAUCCCCGACGACGUGCCGCUGCCCCCGGGAUGGGAGAUGGCCAAAACCGCCUCGGGCCAGAGAUACUUCCUCAACCACAUUGAUCAGACCACCACUUGGCAGGACCCCCGCAAGGCCCUGCUCCAGAUGAACCAGGCUCCCCCGCCCAGCUCUGUGCCGGUCCAGCAGCAGAACCUGAUGAACCCGGCCAGCGGUCCACUCCCUGAAGGCUGGGAACAAGCGAUUACAUCAGAGGGUGAAAUUUAUUACAUCAACCACAAGAACAAAACUACUUCCUGGCUGGACCCGCGGCUCGACCCCCGCUUCGCCCUGAACCAGCAGAGGAUCUCCCAGAGUGCACCUGUGAAGCAGGGUGGCCAACUGCCCUCCGGCACCCUCGGCAGCGUCAACCAGCUGAGGCUGCAGAAGAUGGAGAAGGAGAGGCUGAGGUUGAAACAAGAGCUGCUUCGGCAAAGACCUCAGGAGCUCGCUCUGAGGAACCAGCUGCCCACCAGCAUGGAGCAAGACGGCGGCACCAACCCAGUGUCCUCCCCGAUGGCCCAGGACGCCCGGACCAUGACCGCCAACAGCUCGGACCCAUUCCUUAACAGCGGGACGUACCACUCCAGGGACGAGAGCACAGACAGCGGCUUGAGCAUGAGCAGCUACAGCGUCCCUCGCACUCCCGAUGACUUCCUCAACAGCGUGGACGAGAUGGACACAGGCGACCCGCUUCCGAGCUCCAUGGGCACGCAGCCCAGCCGCUUCCCCGACUACCUGGAUGCCAUCCCGGGGACGGACGUGGACCUGGGGACCCUGGAGGGCGAGAGCAUGGCGGUGGAGGGCGAGGAGCUGAUGCCCAGCCUGCAGGAGGCGCUCAGCUCCGACAUCCUCAACGACAUGGAGUCGGUGCUGGCGGCCACCAAGAUUGACAAGGAGAGCUUCCUCACGUGGUUAUAAGAGGGGAAGGAGCCCUUCCUCCUCCUCCGUGCUUUUGACAAGACAUUUCAGCGAGCCUGUCUGGACUUUCCCAUACUCUAUGGCAGUAUUCCUCUUGUCUCUGUCAGUCUCCUCACUCUCUUCAUUUUGUCUGUGUCUUCAAGGCUGGCCCAUGAGCAGACAAUAACGCUAAGGGUCCCCGAAGCUCGAGCUAAGGCGUCUUUAUCCCCCCCCCCCCCCCCAUGUUUCCCCUUUAGCGCCUCGUUCUCCUGCAUUUAAUCUAGCUUCAUCUUCUGCCUUUUUUUCUUUUCUUUUUUUGCCUGAUGAACCAAAAAUGAUGUAUUUGACAAACAAUACGGAUUUGGAGUCAAGGUAUUAAGAGGCUCCCAGUUAGGACAGGUGAAGGUUUUUCGCAGGUGGGGGGUGGGUGGGUGGGGGGGGGGGGGGGGAUUUAGGGGAGCUGACCACAUCGCUGCUUGGCUGUGCCAGCGUGUCUAAGUUAAACUUUUGUUAUUUGUUAUCGUUAGAUCAAGUGCCUUCAGCUUUUGUUUUCAGAACGCGAGCAAUGCGAACAACUUUCUUCACUUUCUCCCAAGGUGACUUUAAAACAUUUUAACAGGAUGGAGGGAUUUUUCAGCAUCUGUAUCGCAGUCUUACCAGCUUUUAUCUCUCAUUUAGUAUUCUUUGCCUUUUUUUUUUUUUUUAGACAACAAAAUAUGUAUGAUAACUUAGAUUAUUUUUAUUUGUACCUUUUUUUUUUUUUUUUUUUACUUCACUACAUGAAGAAACAACUUUGAUAAUUUGCUUUUGGCUCCGUGGCCUAUUGUAGAAACACAAAUAUUACAAGCUUGUGUCUUUCUGCAACAAAUAUUCCUGAACAUAACCCCCCCCCCCAAAAAAAAAAAAACAUGAAAAAAAGGAAAGCACACUUGUAGGCGGAAUGAUACGAAAAGAUGUUUAAAAACAGCUCGGACGUGUCGGAGCAGGUUUAAGAGUCAUGUCGAUGGUGAAGUUGGGGGGAGUGAACAAGGCCAGCCAGGGUUUGAUGGUUUGGAGAUUUUUCUCUUUCUUUCUUUUUUGGAGGAAUACAUAAGAAACAAUCAGUUAUGAUCUGAGUCAGGACUUGUUGUGGCAGAUUCCAAAGAUGUUUGUUUUUGUUUGUAAUGACACUUAUUCUGCUUCCAGUUUCACAGUGAUUUGUUAAUCCACCUGUGUAUGAACAAAAUGUUUUAUAAGCUAGUGAGAAAGAAGAAAAAACAAAUCGUAGUAGGUUUACCAGAGAAAUUUCUUUUCUGUAUUUCUUUGUUAUUUAGAUUUUGGACAUUGACGGUCGUUCUGAGAGACUAACCCUGAGAUUUUAAAGGAUUUUGUGUCAAGUGAUUUGUAGUUUUCACCGUGUUUCUGAUGUUUACGCCACAUCUUUGCGCCGGUUUGAUCGCUAACCUUCAGUAUCCUUCGGUAGCAUUAACUUUGGAACUUGAUGGAACAAUUUUUUAUCGAGCAAAGAACUGUUUUUAUAUAUACACCUUGUGAGAAACCUCCUAUGUAGAAUUGAUUUUACUGAUCGGUUAAAUCGAUGAAUUUGAAGAUGGACAAACAGUGUUGGUGAGAACAAUGCAACUAAAAAAAAUGAGUGGUACACUACAAGUGCUUGUAUUGCACGGCUACGCUUUUCAGUUUGGAUGCAAGUAGGCAUUGAUUUUAUGCUUACUUUGGCGCAUAACUUUCGGUGCGCACAUUAACUUUUUGACUGUCAUCGUCGUAGCCGUAGAACUAAUCACACCAGUUAAAGAUUUUUUUUUUUAUUUGCUAUUUAGAGGUUUCUAAAUGCACAUGAAAUGAAUUUAUAAUCAGCGAUGAUCUGUUCAAUUGUGUUUUGUUUUGUUUUUUUUGAUAGAUAUGUGCAUGUGUUUUAGAACCAUAAAAUCUGUUACAUUAUAUAUAUAUAAAUAUAUAUCCCUUCAUAUACAAAUGUUGAAAUUGGCUUGAAAUAAAGUAUAUACUUUGUGGUAAUA